This is a messenger RNA of Penaeus monodon (black tiger shrimp), 2041 nucleotides long. It is a transcript of the gene Ssrp, whose product is annotated as FACT complex subunit Ssrp1-like. Gene Ontology annotation, molecular function: histone binding; DNA binding; nucleosome binding. Gene Ontology annotation, cellular component: nucleus; endoplasmic reticulum membrane; FACT complex. NCBI's taxonomy places the organism in Eukaryota, Metazoa, Arthropoda, Malacostraca, Decapoda, Penaeidae. The record is from RefSeq and is a predicted model, not a curated record.
AGAUGGCGCUGGCGACACGCACUCUUGUUCCCGGGAAAAGAAGGAAACAAAACAAAACUUUUCUCUGAAAUCUCUUAUUUCUCGCCAAAAUGAAGGAGGAAGUGCCCGUUCUGGAGUAUGGAGACGUCGCUAUCGAAUCCAGGGGCAUGAUGGUCCCUGUGCGUUUAAAGCUCAGCGACCAGGGAAUCACAUACAGAAAUGUCAAGACCGGGAAAGUGGAAACACUAAAUGCAUCAGAUAUUGAAGUUGUGAACUGGCAGAGACUUGCAGGUAGCUAUGGGGUCCGCAUCUUCACAGACAAUGGCAGUCUGUAUCGGUUUGGAGGUUUCAAGGAAUCAGAGCAGUCCAAACUGGAAAAGUUCUUCAAGAACACCUACAACAAAACCAUGUCUGAAAAGGAAUUUUCAGUCAAGGGCUGGAACUAUGGCACAGCUAAGUUUGAAGGAGCUUGCCUCGCCUUCGAGGUGGGCAACAUGCCUGCUUUUGAAGUGCCAAUUGUUAAUGCCUCAGGUUGUACCACAGGAAAGAAUGAGGUCACCCUAGAGUUCCACCAGCAUGAUGACGCAGCCAUCAACCUAAUGGAGAUGCGCUUCCACAUCCCAUCCUCUGAGUUAGCUGGGGAUGACCCUGUAGAGAACUUCCAACAACGAGUCAUGGCCAAAGCCUCAGUCAUCACAGCCACAGGAGAUGCUCUGGCCAUCUUCAGGGAGGUCCAAUGUCUCACUCCUCGAGGUCGAUAUGACAUCAAAGUUUAUCCUUCCUUCAUCCAACUCCACGGUAAGACGUUUGACUUCAAGAUUCCAGUCCAGACUGUCUUGCGUCUGUUUCUUCUACCUCACAUGGAUCAGCGACAGCAUUUCUUUGUGGUGUCCCUGGACCCUCCCAUUAAGCAGGGUCAGACACGCUACCCGUACCUGAUUCUGUUGUUCUCUGGCGAUGAUAGUGACACAAUUGAGCUGCCUCUGACAGAGGAGGAAUUGCAGGAGAAGUAUGAGGGCCGCAUGGAGAAAGAGAUGACAGGUUCACAGUUUGAACUUAUCAGUAAGAUCUUCAAGGGUCUCUGUAACCGCAAGAUCGUCACACCUGGCAAUUUCGUUGGUCACUCAGGAACACCUGCCAUUGGUUGUUCCUACAAGGCUGCUGCUGGCUACCUAUACCCACUGGAGCGUGGCCUCAUCUACGUACACAAACCACCCGUUCACAUCAGAUUUGAUGAAAUUAUCUCGGUUAACUUUGCCAGAUCUGGGUCCACCACAAGGUCUUUUGAUUUUGAGGUUGAGGUUAAAAAUGGUGUGAUUAACACCUUCAGCAGUAUUGAAAAGGGAGAAUACAAUCGCCUCUUUGACUACGUGAACCAGAAGAAACUGCGAAUCAAGAACAGAGGAAAGAUGGAAAUGGGUGGCAGGAAAGAUGACUUCGAUGACAGCGAUGCAGAUGAGAAUGAUCCCUACAUGCGACGUGUUCGUGAAGAGGCUAAGGAACGUGAUGACGACGACGAUGAGGGAUCCAGUGAGGAUGAGGACUUCGCACCAGGAGAGGAAGGAAGUGAUGUGGCAGAGGAAAACCUAAAGCGAAAACAGUGUCAGAGAAACCACGCAAGAAACGACAGAAGAAGGAAAAGGACGAAAACAAACCAAAACGAGCCCAGUCCGCUUACUUCAUCUGGCUGAAUGAACACCGAGAGCAGAUCAAGAAGGAGAACCCAGGCAUCUCAAUCACCGAACUUUCUAAACUGGCAGGGCAGAAGUGGAGGGAGCUCAAGGACAGGAAGGAAUGGGAAGAGAAAGCAGCAGAAGCCAAAAAGGAAUAUGAGGCAGCCAUGAAGGAGUACAAGGCAUCUGGGGGAGGAGCGCCCGCAGCCAAGUCCAAGAAGGCUAGCAGUUCACCCAAGAAAUCGGUGUCAGUCUCGCCAACCAAGGCUGGCUCUGGUGGUGGAUUCAAGUCUAAGGAGUAUAUCGACGAUGAGUCCAGUGAGGAGGAGAGUGGUAGUGAUAAGCCACCUAAAAAGAAGUCCAAGAAGGAAGUGAAGUCCAAGAAAAAG